Molecule: messenger RNA, 1119 nt
Organism: Salvelinus sp. IW2-2015
Lineage: Eukaryota; Metazoa; Chordata; Actinopteri; Salmoniformes; Salmonidae
Product: neuromedin-U-like
Biological process (GO): regulation of smooth muscle contraction
Molecular function (GO): neuromedin U receptor binding
Source: RefSeq, a predicted model, not a curated record
UGUAGUGUCAUUGAUGUAGAGAGGGGGUGACCUCGUGCUUUAAAAUUGUUCCUGUGAAAGAUUAGAAAUCACAGAUCGGCAAGAACAUAAACCAAGAGCAACCAGAGACAGGUAAUGAUGAAGACUUCUCAGUGCCAAACCAGAGUCUCUCAGAGCGGCAGCGCGAGCUACGUGAGCGUUCUCAGCACCAGCGCAAUGAACACGUUCAGCAGCACGAGCCUCGCGCUUCUUGUUCUCCUCAUCUCAGCGAUCCCAGUCUGCAAAAGUGUUCCAAUACAACAGCAGAGAGCAAAUAUAUACCAGAACCAGCUUCUCAACCGGCUUGAAGAUGUGUGCUCAUCCUACUUUUCUGCAGACCUGCCAUUUCGGACACCUGAUGUUUUGGGAGAACUAUGUGUGUUAAUCCUUGAACAGAAGUCUAAGGACAUGAAAGUGCGGGACAAUCCUAGUAAAAGGUUUUUAUUUCAUUAUGCUAAGCAACAAGGUGCUGGCCUAACAGAGGGGGCGUCCCCUGUGAUGCAUCCUCUCCUGCAGCUAGUUCCUCAACUCAAUACCAGACGAGAGAGAGGAGAGGAGUUUGUGGUCCGCGAUGAUCUCCAGGGACCUGAGGGAAUUCAGAGCAGAGGAUACUUCUUAUAUCGGCCAAGAAAUGGAAGAAGAUCCCUAGAAUUUGAUUAAAUGUAAGGUAUGGGGUAUUGAACUGAACAGCCACAACCUUCAUAGAGUGGUUCAGACCUCUGCCCCAACCCCUUAAUGACCAUUGUACAGUGAUGUUGAAUGUACACAAUGAAAUGAAAGAAUCCAAAUAAAAUAGUCUUUGUUGGUCCAAAAGUCUUAUUUGUGUUACGAGGUGUCUUGAAUUAAAAGCAUUGUUAUAUGGUUAUUUUUGUGGUGGCAUGAUUUUGCAGAAAGACAGAUACUGCAUAAGAAACUUGCACAAAGAGGUCCUGACGCAACUGGAAAAUUGUCAGUGAACACGAAAGCGGAGUGUGUGUGUGUGUGUGUGUGUGUGUGUGUGUUAGCUGAAAUAUUCGUGACCAUAGCCUACUUAGUGUGCUCAAAAAAACUACACACACAAAUGUUGUCUUUCUCUGAAACAUCGCCUACACAAGAUUGAGA